Funneliformis caledonium is the source of this 141-nucleotide messenger RNA. The record is from the annotation of a GenBank genome assembly. Lineage: Eukaryota; Fungi; Glomeromycota; Glomeromycetes; Glomerales; Glomeraceae.
AUGUCAACACCUACAGUGUUAAUAAUUUGUGUCUGCAUUAUUUCUAAAGCUUGCGCUAUGGCACCUCUAUUGCAAAACUUGGGACGCGAAGGAAGUUUUAUAAAUUGCAUUGGAUGUCGUGAAAAUUGCGCGAAAAGAUGA